Messenger RNA from Zea mays, 3527 nucleotides. Its product is annotated as probable receptor-like protein kinase At2g21480. NCBI's taxonomy places the organism in Eukaryota, Viridiplantae, Streptophyta, Magnoliopsida, Poales, Poaceae. The transcript has a single exon. Bases 649 to 3183 code for a protein of 844 amino acids. The record is from RefSeq and is a predicted model, not a curated record. Gene Ontology annotation, biological process: protein autophosphorylation. Gene Ontology annotation, molecular function: transmembrane receptor protein tyrosine kinase activity; ATP binding. Gene Ontology annotation, cellular component: plasmodesma; plasma membrane.
ACAACUCAAACCUUUGUACAGGAAACAAAUGCUUGAGAGACGUUGCCCAGAAAGAAUCAUGACUGAACUACAUCUUUCAAUGAAAACGAAAUCGGUUCUGACCUGUAAAAAUGAGCUGUGUGAAUAUGCAGUACAGCAGUAGCAUGCUGUUUAGCAUUUGGGCCCAAGGAAAGCGAGCAAAGCGAUGCGAUGCGGCGGCUCCAAGAAUAGGCAGCAUGCACCUGGUAGCCGUUGGCACACAGCAGGCACGCGCAGGUGAGCAGGCACGCAGCGGCAGCGGGAGGUCCGGAGAAUGCGGUGGCCGGUGGAGCGCACGUCCCGGUCGCCACCACCCCAAACAUAGCAGGCUGCUUAAACUUGGCGCGCGCCUGUGGCUGUGGCUGUGUCCACCACAUAACCCGCCAUUUCACCCUCCUCCCUCCUCCCUCUCCUCCGAUUGGGCCCACUAACCAGAGAGUCGGUGAGAGGGCCCCGCCACCGGCAAUAACCCACCCAACCCCAGUCAGACUCAGAGCCUGCAGCGUGUCGGCGUACCGGCCGUGCUGCUCUGCCGCCCUCCGGCGCCUGUGGCGGUGACGCGCACAUACGCUGGAGUAGCUAGCUAGGCAAGCGAGCGGUGGUGGUGGUCGAGCACGUAGCACACCAGCCAUGACGCGCCGCGGGACGCUCCCGCUGGCGCUGCUGCUGCUGCUGGCGGCGACAACCACCGUGUCCGGGCAGGGCCGACCCGUGACGGACAGCGGCGCGCAGACGCCGCCCACGCCAUCCAGCUUCACGCCCAAGGACAACUUCCUGAUCGACUGCGGCGGGACGGCGCCCCUCACCGCCGACGGCAAGUCGUACAAGACUGACGCGCAGGCCAACCACCUGCUCUCCGCCACCGACGCCAUCCGCGUGGCCGCCGACGACAAGGCCGACGUGCCCUCGCCGCUGUAUGCCACCGCGCGGGUGUUCAAGGAGGAGGCCGUCUACAGCUUUCCGCUCACCGUCCCAGGCUGGCACUUCAUCCGCCUCUACUUCUUCCCGCUCAAGGGCGGCGACGUGGACCUCGCGUCGGUGACCUUCAGCGUCGUGACCGACGACAACGUCCUGCUCCACAGCUUCACCCCGGGGGACAAGCCCGUCAUGAAGGAGUACCUGGUGAACGCCACCGAGAACCACCUCGCGCUCAAGUUCCAGCCGCUCAAGGGCUCCGCCGCCUUCGUGAACGCCAUCGAGGUGGUGAACGCCCCCGACGAGCUCAUCACCGACUCGGCGCUGGCCGUCGCGCCCCUGGGCGAGAUUACCGGCCUCGUGCACGACGCGUACCAGGUCGUGUACCGGAUCAACGUCGGUGGGCCCGCCAUCGGCCCCGCCAAGGACACGCUGGGCCGGCGCUGGGAGAGCGACGCGGCGUACGUGCAGUCCAAGGAGGCGGUGAAGGACGUGUCGGUGCCCACCAGCACCAUCAAGUUCCCCGACGGCACGUCCCGGCUGGUGGCGCCGGCGCUGGUGUACGCCAGCGCCGCGAAGAUGGCGGACGCCGACGUGGCGAGCCCCAACUUCAACCUGACGUGGAAGGUGGACGUGGACGCGUCCUUCAGCUACCUGGUCCGCCUCUUCUUCGCCGACAUCGUGAGCAAGGCCACCAACGACCUCUACUUCGACGUGUACCUCAGCGGGCGCAAGGCCGUGUCCGGGCUGGACCUGUCGACGGUGGCCGGCGGCGAGCUGGCGGCGCCCUACUACAAGGACUUCGUGGUGAACUCGUCGGCGCUGGCGGGGGCGGACGGCAAGCUGAGCGUCCAGGUCGGGCCCAUGGGGCAGGACACGGGGCGGGUGGACGCGCUGCUGAACGGCGUGGAGGUGCUGAAGAUGAGCAACUCCGUGGGCAGCCUGGACGGCGAGUUCGGCGUGGACGGGCAGAAGGCCGACGACGGCAGCGGCGGGCGCAAGGCGGUGGCGGCCGUCGGGUUCGCCAUGAUGUUCGGCGCGUUCGCGGGGCUGGGCGCCAUGGUGGUGAAGUGGUACAAGCGGCCGCAGGACUGGGAGCGGCGGGAGAGCUUCUCGUCGUGGCUGCUGCCCAUCCACACGGGCCAGUCCUUCACCUCGGGCAGCGGCGGCGGCAAGAGCGGCAACACCUUCUCGUCCACCAUGGGUCUAGGCCGCUUCUUCUCGUUCGCGGAGAUCCAGGCGGCCACCCAGAACUUCGACGAGAAGGCGAUCAUCGGCGUGGGCGGGUUCGGCAACGUGUACGUCGGGGAGAUCGACGACGGCACCAAGGUGGCGGUGAAGCGCGGGAGCGCGGAGUCGGAGCAGGGCAUCAACGAGUUCAACACGGAGAUCCAGAUGCUGUCGAAGCUGCGGCACCGGCACCUGGUGUCGCUGAUCGGCUACUGCGACGAGAACCAGGAGAUGAUCCUGGUGUACGAGUACAUGCACAACGGCGUGUUCCGGGACCACAUCUACGGCAGCGAGGGGAAGGCGCCGCUGCCGUGGAAGCAGAGGCUGGAGAUCUGCAUCGGUGCGGCGCGGGGGCUGCACUACCUGCACACGGGCACGGCGCAGGGGAUCAUCCACCGCGACGUGAAGACCACCAACAUCCUGCUGGACGACAACUUCGUGGCCAAGGUGUCGGACUUCGGGCUGUCCAAGGACGGGCCCGGGAUGAACCAGCUGCACGUGAGCACCGCCGUGAAGGGCAGCUUCGGGUACCUGGACCCGGAGUACUUCCGGUGCCAGCAGCUGACGGACAAGUCGGACGUGUACUCCUUCGGCGUGGUGCUGCUGGAGGCGCUGUGCGCGCGGCCCCCAAUCGACCCGCAGCUGCCCCGCGAGCAGGUCAGCCUGGCGGAGUGGGGCAUGCAGUGGAAGCGCAAGGGCCUCAUCGAGAAGAUCAUGGACCCCACGCUCGCCGGCACCGUCAACCCGGAGUCGCUCGCCAAGUUCGCCGAGACCGCCGAGAAGUGCCUCGCCGAGUUCGGCAGUGACCGCAUCUCCAUGGGCGACGUGCUGUGGAACCUCGAGUAUGCGCUGCAGCUGCAGGACGCCAACCCGCCCGAGGGCGGCGACAGCGACGGCAACAGCGACGGUGCCACGGCGGAGGGCGGCGCCAUCGUCCCCGCUGGCGGUGCCGUGCCCGACGCGUCCACCGCCGCCGCCGGGGAGCUCUUCCAGCAGCUCGCCGACAUGAAGGGGAGGUGAUCGAUCGAUUGCACUGUAUGUGGCAUGGCAAUCUGACUGGCUCAACUCAACAGUCGUAUCGUCGUAGUGGAUCACUCGUCUCGUGCAUGUCGUCACAUCGAUGCAUGUAUUGCACGUUGAAAAUUCGAAUUCUAGAACACAAAUUGAAAAGAGUGGUUGGUGAUCAGUACGUGUAUAAGUAUAUAUAUAUGUAUAAUGUAUGUACGUGUAACAACUAGCACUGAUCGAUACAUUCUUUCUUCAACCUGCUGUUCUGAGAGACAGACAGACGACGUGAGCGAGGUCUGCACUAUUGGGAGCUCAUCAUUUCAGAAAUUUCGAAUCUAAUAAAUAUAUAUGUGGCA